AUGGAGAUCCCUCAUGGCUUGCUUGGUUACACAUCAAGUCAGAGUUGCAAAUUGAAGAAAUCACUCUAUGGAUUAAAGCAAUCAGACAAAAAAUGGUAUGAAAAAUUAUCUAAUCUAUUGCUGACUUAUGGUUAUUCACAUGCCCAUGCUGAUCAUAGUCUAUUUAUCAAGGCUCAUAAUUUUGAAUUUAUUGCUCUAAUUGUAUAUGUUGAUGACAUUAUGCUAACCAGUAAUUCCCUUGCUCAGAUUGAACGCAUUAAGCGUAUUCUUCACACUAAUUUUCACAUUAAGGAUUUAGGGAAAUUGAAAUAUUUUUUGGGGAUUGAAGUUGCACAUUCUGAUAAAGGAAUUUCAUUAUGUCAACGUAAGUAUUGUUUGGAUUUACUGAAAGAUUCUGGUAUGCUUGGGUGUAAGCCAUCCUCCACUCCUAUGGAUAGUUCUCUUCGACUCCAUAAUGAUUCCUUUGGUUUUCUUGAUGAUCCUCUAUCUUAUAGACGCCUAGUUGGAAGACUGGUCUAUUUGAUAAGCACACACCCUGAUAUUGCCUUUGCUACACAACAACUAAGUCAAUUUAUGUCAAAACCAACAAAAGCCCAUCAUGCUGCAGCUGUCCGCGUUCUUCAAUAUCUGAAAGGGUGUCCAGACAAAGGCUUAUUUUUUCCAUGGACUUGCUUUCCUCAUCUACUUGGAUUUAGUGAUGCUGAUUGGGCAACAUGUAUUGACUCUAGGCGCUCUAUUACUGGUUAUUGCUUCUUUAUAGGCAAUUCGCUUGUUUCAUGGAAAACCAAGAAGCAAACUACAGUCUCACGUUCCUCUUCCAAGGCUAAAUAUCGAGCACUUGCUUCUGCAACUUGUGAAUUACAAUGA
Glycine soja is the source of this 867-nucleotide messenger RNA. RefSeq lists its product as uncharacterized. The record is from RefSeq and is a predicted model, not a curated record. The coding region runs from base 1 to 867 and encodes 288 amino acids. The transcript has a single exon. NCBI's taxonomy places the organism in Eukaryota, Viridiplantae, Streptophyta, Magnoliopsida, Fabales, Fabaceae.